AUGAGUUCAAGCGGAAUAGCCGCACUUUACGAACUUAGUAAGAUUGCGGCUGAUGGAAAUAAUUUAAUUACAGUUUCCUCUUCUCAAACAAAAUCGGUUUUACACAAAAAAGAGGAGGACGGACAUCCGCAGCUACGGUCUGUGAUGGUUUAG
Molecule: messenger RNA, 153 nt
Organism: Paraglomus brasilianum
Lineage: Eukaryota; Fungi; Glomeromycota; Glomeromycetes; Paraglomerales; Paraglomeraceae
Source: the annotation of a GenBank genome assembly